AAACUGAAGAGGAUGCCAAAUUAUGUCGAUUCAUCGUCAAAUACACAUUAUUCUGGACAAUCCUCACGCCAUAUAAAUUAUAUGUUUAUGAGCCAAACACCUGGUUCUUUUGUUCCUGCUACAACCUUUGAGUCUACCGUAUCGUCAAAUAGGUAUAUAACAGGUCAAAAUGCUAUGGAUGGUCCUGUUGUAUUAGAACAAGUUCCAAUGGAGUCUGCUGUUUUGCCUAGACCGCCUGAUUGUGUAUAUUGUGGUGCUAAGAAAAUUUUUCAUGAAACUUCAUAUAUGUGCUGCAUGAAUAGUAGUGUUGAAUUAAGCAAUAAUCCUCCACCAUCUUUGUUGCGAGAUUUGUUUGAUUCAAAUUCUGGAGAAGCUAUUUUAUUAAGGAAUUGUAUUAGAACAAUUAACAAUCGUUAUGCAUUUACAUCAAUGGGUAUACAAUGUCAACUAUAUCAUUAUAUUAACGACAUAGAGAAUUCUUAUAACUUGCAGCUAUAUUUUCAUGACACUGAUGAGCAGGUCGUAAAACGCUUGCAAGCAUGUCCAAGAUUAACAGAGGCAUUAAUGAAAAAAAUAAUAAUAAUGCUUCAGGAGAACCCAUAUGCACAAUUCUUAAAGCGUCUGCGUGAAAUGAGCAAUUUGCAUGAAUAUUUUAUAGUUUUGCGAUCUCUAUCUAAUAAAGUAUUCAAUAAACCUGAUGUAUCAAAAGUAAUUGCAUUGUGGAUUGAGGGUGUAGAAAAUGGAGAAAUAAAUAAAAGGGAUAUAAGAGUAUUUACUCGUGGUGGGGCGACGCGCAAUAUAGAAUAUUAUUAUGGCUGUUAUGAUCCUCUUCAGUAUCCAAUUUUGUUCCCAUUCGGUGAAGUGGGUUGGCAUGAGGGUAUUCCUAAAAAAAACCAAAGUCAAGCCUCUGGCAGUCAAAUGAGACAAGAAAAUGUAGGAAUUUCUAUAUCGCCUAAUUUGGCAAAUGAUGUGGAAGAAUUGUUAGAUAUGGAAUGCUCAGCUGCAUUACUUGGGAAAAAGGGUGAGAAUUUGUUUCUGUUAGGGAAUAUUAUGCAUAUAAUUUCCGAUGAGGGAAAACGUGGAACUAAUUUUGCUUAG
Striga asiatica is the source of this 1098-nucleotide messenger RNA. NCBI's taxonomy places the organism in Eukaryota, Viridiplantae, Streptophyta, Magnoliopsida, Lamiales, Orobanchaceae. The record is from the annotation of a GenBank genome assembly.